AUGGAGUUCUUGAUUAAAUUUGCGCAGGCGCAUGAGACCUUUCGAGUGCCCGAAAUCGAGGCACUGGCCCUGGUUGAGGGCCUGGAAAUGAAAAUAGUCGACUAUAGUCAAGACUCCCCCUUUUGUGUCGUACAGCUGGCUUCGGUCGAAGCCGCCCAACGCCUGACCAAGAGAUCCAUCCUCAUUCAGUCUAUACAUGAGCUCUGGGGCAAAGGAAGUACACUGGACGAACUCCACGAAUCGGUCAAGACAAACACAUCCCACGUCUGGGAUAGCUAUCUCGGAAGGUCAUUCAAGUUUGAUGUUGAUCCCUAUCAAGGGACUCGCUCUGCGAAGAAGCGAAUCGAGCUCAUCAACUCCUUCCGAUUUCUGGGGUGGACUGGGCCUGUAAAGAUGUCUAAUCCAGACAACCUAUUCACCAUAUUCGAGAUGUGGCCGUACGACAGCGUACCCCUAAACGUCCCAGAUCCCACGACCAUGUAUCUUGCCCGCCAUGUUGGCAACUCCUCGCGGGACAUUCUGGUUCGAUUUGACUUAAAGAAGAGGGGCUACAUUUCAACAACAAGCAUGGAUUCAGAGCUCGCGCUGGUCACGGCCAACAUUGCCCUAGCUGCUCCUGGCAAGCUGUUCUACGACCCAUUCGUUGGGACAGGCUCCUUUCCUAUUGCGUGCGCUCACUUCGGUGCUCUCGCUUUUGGAAGCGACAUCGACGGGCGUAGCAUCCGCGGCGAGGGUGGGAAAAAGAGUCUUAAAGGGAAUUUCGACCAAUAUGGCAUAGGCUCUUGCUUGGGAGAUGUGUUUUCUGCCGACUUGACCAACACCCCCAUUAGGCGGCAUCGCAGGACCUGGGAUGGAAUCGUUUGCGAUCCGCCCUAUGGUGUACGAGAAGGAUUGAGGGUGCUUGGUCUUCGCGAUCCCGAAAAGACACCAUGGCUAAUAGAGCAAGGCAAGCAACAUGGAAUGAAACCAACCUACGUGCCGCCCAAAAAGCCCUAUAGUUUUAUGGUAAUGCUCGAUGAUAUUCUUGACUUUGCAGCCAAUACUCUCGUUGACGAUGGACGGCUGUCAUUCUGGAUGCCAACUGCCAACGAUGAAAACCAGGAAAUCCCGACACCCACGCAUCCCCUCAUGGAGGUGGUCGUGGUUUGUACUCAGUCCUUCAAUAAGUGGUCAAGGAGACUAAUCACUUAUCGUCGACUCCCCGACUCACAAGUGUCACAAUCAGCCCUCGAGACCUAUGCAAACCGACAAAAACUCAAGUUGGAGGGGACAUCAGCAGACGAGCUCAACCCAUUUCGGCGCGGAUAUUUCAAAAAGUUCGAGGCAGAUGAAUAA
This is a messenger RNA of Fusarium pseudograminearum CS3096, 1335 nucleotides long. RefSeq lists its product as uncharacterized. Gene Ontology annotation, cellular component: cytoplasm. The transcript is spliced from 4 exons. The record is from RefSeq and is a predicted model, not a curated record. Bases 1 to 1335 code for a protein of 444 amino acids. Gene Ontology annotation, biological process: methylation. Lineage: Eukaryota; Fungi; Ascomycota; Sordariomycetes; Hypocreales; Nectriaceae. Gene Ontology annotation, molecular function: nucleic acid binding.